AUGCCCCGAGCCAUAGCUUCCGUCGAUGGAACUGUCCUCGCCGAGACUGACACCUGGGAAACCGUCGAAGGAAAUGUAUACUUCCCUCCAUCAGCCAUCAAGAAUAAAUCUCUCUUCACUUCCACGGACUUGUCCACGCAUUGCCCCUGGAAGGGAGAUGCUUCGUACUACACAGUGACCAUCGGAGACAAAACUCUCCCAAAUGUGGCGUGGUACUAUCCCCAGCCGUUUGACGCAGCAAAGAAUAUCAAGGACUACGUGGCUUUCUACAAGAACAAGGUCAACAUCGACGUGGAAUAG
This is a messenger RNA of Aspergillus clavatus NRRL 1, 300 nucleotides long. Its product is annotated as DUF427 domain-containing protein. The coding region runs from base 1 to 300 and encodes 99 amino acids. The transcript is spliced from 4 exons. Lineage: Eukaryota; Fungi; Ascomycota; Eurotiomycetes; Eurotiales; Aspergillaceae. The record is from RefSeq and is a predicted model, not a curated record.